Molecule: messenger RNA, 1023 nt
Organism: Arctia plantaginis
Lineage: Eukaryota; Metazoa; Arthropoda; Insecta; Lepidoptera; Erebidae
Source: the annotation of a GenBank genome assembly
AUGCCUGCAUCUUCAGUCCCACGCAGAAGAAAUACCCAUCCUCCACCGGACAUUGUUGAAGAGUUAGUCAUUGGAGUCCAACUUGUCCCGAAGUUCCCAGGACUUCCAAAGGUUGUUAUAAAAUAUGGGGCCCUAAAGCUUUGGUCCGGUGAUCAUGACGCACAACGCUGCGGUAUGCGGUAUGCGUUGCCGGACACUCAAUCAUAUGAAAAACGUCGCGAAUGUUCUCUUGUUCCGUCGCAGUAUGCGUCAGCGGCGAGGGGCAAGCGCGGUGAAGUGGGGAGGUGUACUGCCGCACAGCGCGGCGUCAUUCUCGGUUCAACGCUGCGGUGUGCGGUGUGCGUUACGGCUGAAGAAUGUAAGAAUAAAUGGCGUAAUUUACGCGACAAUUAUAGAAAAAAUCAGAAUAAGAAGAAAACCGGAAGUGCUUCUUUCGUUUCAAAGUAUGACGACGAAAGACUUAAAUUUAUAAAUGACAGCUUUGAAGAAAGGGAGUCUAUUUCAAAUCUAAAUCCCGGAAAUGUUCUUGAGGUUGAUGAAGAUAACAAUUUGCCAGUAGAGAUAUGUUCAGGACCAACUUCUUCAAUGCCGAGCUCAACGCCGUAUUCACCAUGUGAAUCUAUUUCACAACAACCAUCGCAAGGUACAUCAUCAAUAACACAAAACAAAACUCAAGGUACAUCACAAGUGAAAAAGAAAAAAAGAGACAGCCUUGUCGAAGAGUUUAGAAAGAAUAGAGAAGAAAGAACAAACAUGUUGAGACAAAUUACAGAAAAAGGCAAUACUCCAGUACACAUAUUCUUUAGGAGUAUGGCCGACGUAGUUUGUCAAUUUCCUCCGGUCAAAAUAGCUCAAAUCAGAGCACAAGUUUGUAACAUCGUUACUGAAAUGGAAUUAUUGGUCUUGGCGCAACUAGAGACAUUAUCCCCACAGCAAUCAUUCAACACACCACAGCAUCCAAUCCACGCAUACAACUCGCAACGAGAGACACCAUCCCCACAACAAUCAUUCAACAUACUUUGA